AUGGAGAAAGGAAGCAAGGGAGGGAUCUCUCUGUUGCUGUCUGACACAUCCUCGGAAGAGGAAGAAUUUGACCAGCCUUCACGCAGUCAACGCGGUACUAGUACUCUUCAUCAAUCAUCACCCCUGCAGCUUUCCCAGCCAUCCCAAUCUUCCCAGGGCAGUUUCCAGAAUGUCCUUCGUGCACCUUCCCCAGCUGUUCCUCGUGCACCUUCCCCAGCUGUUGCUCGUGCACCUUCCCCAGCUGUUGCACGUGAUCCCCUUGGCCCACUGAUGCAUGAACUGGGACCAAUCCCUGGUUUCCCCACUGCUGGAAUAAAGGCCAUUCCUGAAGAUGCCAUACCCAAAGAACAUCCAUCGUGGGCUCUCUGGGAACAGUGGAGAAGAGAGAGGCAUCGCCCCCCUGAGCGACCAUUGCCCUACUACCAAGAUCCUUUCACUUCUUUUCCACCAGUGCCAGAAUCUGCUACUAAGAGGCGUGUACCUGGGACCAAUAGUGAGCCUGUUUCGAGAGCUGCUUCUCCUUCCCUUGGUCCACCAAGGAAGAAGGCUGCCAAGACAUCCAAGAAGACAGAUGCCGAAAAGGAAGAAAUUGACCGAACUCAGAAGCUGAUUGAUAACACCGUCAACCAUUUCUCUAAGCAAUACAUGGAUAGGAUUGAGUGCGCUGAAGAGAGUGACCCCAAGUCGAAGAACUCGGAAGACCAGGAAUUCAAUCCAGUCGCCAAGUAUCUAACAGUAUUCAAAGGGAAGCCAAAGGAAGAGAAGCUAGAUCUCGCAACCUUCAACAGCAAACAGAUUCGGAAACUGGCCCAGAACUGUGGAGUUAGAGGAGGCGGCAACAUGACGCUUUACAAAGCAAGAAAGGCAAUCGCUCAAGUAAAGAAUAUGGGAACCAUCUACAACGAUUUGACCAUUUCCAACCCAAAGAUCACUGCAGAUCAAAGAAAGAAAGCGACUUGGAUGAGAGCGAUUAACGCUUGCUUUCUCCCUGAAGUUAUCGGUGACUUCAAACAGUUGAAUGACACCAAAGGCCGCACAGACUAUGAGAAAGCAAAUGGAGGCAACCCUGUUAAAGCAUUCUGGAUUGGUCUCUCUAAUCUAGUGAACGACCCAACUAACAAUGAACGAAUUGGUGUUGUAUUGCACUGUCAAGAGGGAGAAGAUCAGAGAAUGCGCGACAUGAACGAAGUUGAGGAAUGCAACCUGAAUUGUUUCAACCAACAGACGCACGAAUCUUGCCAGCAGCUCAUAAGUGACGUAAUGAAAGCACGGGAAACUUGUUUGUCGAAGAUGCAUCAGUCUGGCCAAGGAAGCAAUGACAUGUGGAAUUUCUGCACUAACACCACAUUCACGAAGCUCCGACAAAGCUCAGCUCCUGUCCCUGCUGUUGUUGUCUAUUAUUGUCACCUUUUCUGUGUUGAGCAUCCCGGCAUUGAUGGCAAGUUUGCGGCCUUCAUGGACAAGAACCAAAAGAGUGAUUCAGAAGUGGAUCUGACUGGGAGUGCUGGAGAUGGCAGUGAUGCUAAGAAAGGUGGUAAGAGCAAGACUGUGGAUACCCUUGUCAAAACUCUAACAGAGACCAGUGACAGCAUUCGCUCCAUGCACGAACAGACUGUGAAAACAAGCGACAACAGGAAAAACGAAGAGGCAGAAACCAGGCAUUGGGCAGAGUACCAAUCGAUGUCUGGUCGCUUUCUUGGCAUGGCCGGAGAUCCAAGGAUGCUACCCUUGAUGCGAAACUUGGCCAUUCGCAUUAAGAAACUGGAAGCGCUGGUUGGUAUUGCUGCAGAAUUCUCUGUUACCCUAGGACACAUCCCUUCUGAGGUGACUACUGGCGCAGAUGGCGAAACAGCUACAAGCGAUGUCACAGGUUCCAAGCACACCAGCACGUAA
Molecule: messenger RNA, 1893 nt
Organism: Seminavis robusta
Lineage: Eukaryota; Bacillariophyta; Bacillariophyceae; Naviculales; Naviculaceae
Source: the annotation of a GenBank genome assembly